CUUUGCAAUUAUCUCAUUUUGUUCGAUCUGCUGUUUCUUCCAUUGCAAUCUCUUUUUGCUCUAGUUAGCUGCCGUUUCCUCCAUUCAUCUUCCUUCAUUUCCUUGGCUUUGCAAAGAAGAUCGAAAACAUGGCUGAGGUUGCAAGCCUACUUCUCUCGCCCUUUCUCCAAGUCCUUUUUGAACGAAUGGCAUCCCGCGACUUCGUUAACUUCUUUCGAGGACAGAGACUCAACGAGGAACUCUUGCGCAAGUUGAAGAUAGCAUUGCUGUCCGUGAACGCACUGCUUGAAGACGCGGAGGAAAAACAACUUACAAAGCCUGCUGUGAAAGAGUGGCUUGAUGAGUUAAAAGAUGCAGUCUAUGAUGCAGAACACGUCUUGGACGAAAUAGCCACUGAAGCCUUGCAACGUAAGUUGGACGUUGAAUUUCAAACCACUGCACAUAAGGUACGAAACUCCAUCUCUACUUUUCUUGGUCAUUUUGUCAAGGAGAUAGAGCAAAAGAUAAAAGAGCUACUUGAGAAACUAGAAUAUCUAGAAAGACAAAAGGAUGCUCUAGGUCUAAAACAAGGUGUCGGAGGAGAAUCAUCAAAAAGAUUGCCCACGACUUCUCUGGUCGACGAAUCUGGAAUUUUGGGUAGGGAUGAUGAUAAGGAAAAAAUAGUAAGCUUGUUGCUCUCAGAUGAUGCAACUGGCAAUGAAAAUCUAUGUGUGAUUCCAAUAGUCGGCAUGGGGGGAAUUGGCAAGACCACCCUUGCUCAGCUUGUAUACAAGGACGAGAGGGUGAAGAAGCAUUUUGAGCUUAAGGCAUGGGUAUAUGUUUCUGACAAGUUUGACGUGUUCAGGGUAACGAAAACAAUUCUGGAGGAAGUAGGUUCGGCUACUUUUGUUGAUAGUAAGAACCUAAAUUUGCUUCAACUUACACUAAAUGAUAAAUUGAAUGGGAAGAAAUUUUUACUAGUUUUAGAUGAUGUUUGGAAUGAGAAUUCUGAGGAUUGGGAAAUGUUAAGCACUCCAUUUAAAUUUGGGGCACCUGGAAGUGUGAUCAUUGUAACAACACGCACUGAUGAUGUUGCAUCAAUCAUGCGUACUGUUCCGACUCAUCGUCUGAAGACGUUACUGGAAGAAGAUUGUUGGUCACUAUUUGCAAAACAUGCAUUCACCAACUCUGACGCACAUCCAGAGCUAGAAGUAAUAGGUAGGAAAAUUGUGAAAAAGUGUGAAGGUCUACCUUUAGCAGCCAAGACAAUUGGAGGUCUCUUGCAAUCUAAACUAGAUGUUGAUGAUUGGGAGAAGAUAUUGAAGAGCGACUUAUGGGAUUUGCCAAUAGACAAGACAAACAUUCUUCCGGCUCUAAGAUUAAGUUACAAAUAUCUUCCCUCGCAUUUAAAGCAAUGCUUUGCUUACUGUUCAAUAUUUCCUAAAGAUUAUGUUUUUGAAAAAAAUGAAGUAGUCUUACUAUGGAUGGCAGAAGGUUUCCUAGAAGAAAAAAGAAACAAUACGAUGGAAGAAAUUGGCCAUGAAUACUUCCUUGCUCUAGCAUCAAGAUCAUUGUUGGAACAAUCAAGUGGCGAUAAAUCAGGUUUUGUAAUGCAUGAUCUUGUCAACGACUUGGCAAAAUUUGUAUCCGGACAAUUUACCUUUAGAUUGGGGGUUGACCAUUCUCAGGAAAUUGUGGACAAGACUCGCCAUUUUUCAUAUGUCACAAGCAAAUAUGAUAACUUCAAGAAGUUUGAGUCUCUUUGCGAAACUACUCGAUUGCACACAUUCCUACCAUUGAAGUUGUCGCCAAGCUACAAUGGCAACUUCCUAUCUAAAAGAGUACCACUUGAUUUCUUGCCAAAGCUAAGAUGCUUGCGGGUGCUCUCUCUAUCUCACUAUCAAAAUAUGAUUGAGUUGCCUGAAUCAAUUGGCAAAAUUAAGCAUCUACGUUAUUUGAACCUUUCUUCAACUAGAAUUAAAAGGUUGCCUGAUUCCAUAUGUAAGUUGUGCAAUUUGCAAACAUUAAAUUUAUCACUUUGUGAAUAUCUUUCUGUAUUGCCAAGAGAGAUGCGAAAACUCAUUAAUUUACGUCAUCUUGAUAUCAGCGGAACUGCCAUUAAGGAGAUGCCAAUGCAGCUAGGUAGACUAAAAUGUCUACAAACAUUAACUAAAUUUAUCGUCGGCAAACAUAGUGGGACUUCCAUUGAAGAGUUGGGAAAUUUUACAAAUCUUCGAGGAGAGCUUUCUAUUUUAGAGCUCCAAAACGUUGUAUCUCCUACGGAUGCUCUGAAAGCAUGCUUGAAAGAUAGGAAGUACCUUGAGGAGUUGGUCUUGGAAUGGAAUGCAUCUAAUAUUUCAGAAUGUCAAAUGUCUUUACUUGACGAUCUUCGGCCCCAUGGUAACUUGAAACGUCUCACUAUCAACAACUAUGUCGGUGAAAGUCUUUCAGAUUGGGUUUGGCAUCAUUCAUUCUCUAAUAUACAGUCCCUUCGCCUAGAAAAUUGCAAACAUUGUCAUAACUUGCCACCACUUGGGCGGCUACCCUCUUUACAGAACCUAUGUGUUGUUGGGUUUGAAAGAGUUGUUAAUGUGGAUAGUGAGUUUUAUGGCAGCGAUUCUUCAUCAGUUAAACCAUUUGGAGCCCUUAAAGUUUUAAGGUUCGAGCGAAUGUUAAAUUGGGAGAAAUGGUCUUCUUUUGGUGCCGAAAAUGAAGAUGGAGUUUUUCCUCAACUUGAAGAGCUUUAUAUUUAUAAUUGUCCUAAGUUAAAAGUAGGGCUACCCGUCCAUCUUCCUUCUUUAGCGAAAUUUGAGAUUCAUGAAUGUCCUCAGCUGGUAGCUUCACUUCCAAGGGCUCCUAUUGUACGCGAAUUGAAGCUGAGAGAUUGUAACGAGGUUCUGUUAAAGGAAUUGCCAACUAAAUUGCAAAAGCUUGUAAUUGGAGGAUUUGACGCACUAGAGUCCCUUCCCAAGGGAAUGGUGGCUUCCAACAAUUGUCUUCAACAAUUAAAAAUCUCAAACUGUAUGAAGUUAGAGCUCCCAACACACUCACACUUUUUAUCCCUUACAACAUUGCGGUUGGACGGUUGUGAUUCCCUCAAGUCAUUUUCUUUAGAUUUAUUCCCGAAGCUUCAUUUUAUCGAUAUCCGGAAGUGUAAGAAUAUAGAAUCUUUUACAGUUUCGGAACAACAUGGACGUGAUUUAGUGACCUUGAGUAUUAACAUCAGCAAUUGCCCUAAUUUGGUAUCUUUUCCAAAAGGAGGAAUUCGUGCCCCCGACCUGUCUACGAUUGUGAGAGUCUGAGGUCACUGCCAGAGAAGAUGCAUGUACUCCUUCCUUCUCUUGGUUUUUUUCAAAUUGGUUUAUGUCCAAGAAUUGAGUCGUUUCCCGAAGGAGGCUUGCCUUCCAAUGUUUUAUUUAUGAAUGUCCAUAAAUGUGACAAACUCUUUGCCAGACGGGCGGGAUGGGGUUUGCAAAAACUCCUAUGUCUUUGGGUCAAUUACACAAAUGAAGACGUGGAGUCCUUUCCAGAGCCAGGGUUGCUGCCUUCUUGUCUGAUUGAACUUGAUAUCUCUGGAUUUCCAAAUAUGAAAUCUUUGGACAAGAAAGGGCUUCAACACCUCACCUCUCUUCAAGAAUUGUCGGUCUGGGACUGCCCUAAGCUCGAGCACAUUCCAAAAGAGGGGUUGCCUACCUCCCUUUCUAUAAUAGAGAUCGAUAAUUGCCCUUUGUUGAGUAAACGGUGGCAAAGCAAGAAAGAAAAAGAGCGGCGAAACAUUCCGAACGUUGAUCACAUAUUGAUUGAUGAAAAAGAAUUUAUUGAAUGAGCCAAAAGCCUCAGAAUAAUACCUGCGCAUCAUAUCGAAGGCGACAACAACAUAUUCACUUAGGUUCACCUUCCAUUGUUAUAUAUGCUUAGAAUUGAAAAUUUUUCGCUACUGCCCGCCCCAGUGGGAUUUUCUUCUUAAGAAGAAGGGUUGUGUGCCUCCCUUUCUUCUAUAUGGAUCAACAAAUGCCCCAAGUUGAAGAAAGGAAACGAACGGCAAAUAGAAUCUGUGAUCCUGCGAGGCAUGAACUCUUGAAGGUACAACAUGGGUGUAAUACCAUCGAAGCAAAAUAUUGAUGCUCUAAAAGUUGGUGUUUUCUGGGUCACCUUCCAUUGUCAUAUGCUUCGAAUUGAAAAUCUUUUGCUGCUUCCGGUCGAUCUCCUUCCCAUUGGGGAUUUUCCUCUUAAGACGAAGGGUUGCUUGCCUCCCUAUUUAUAGUAGAAAUCAACAAAUGCCUUUUGUUGAGGAAACAGUGGCAAACCAAGAAACGAAAAAGAACGGUGAAAGAUUCCUAACGUCGAUCACAUACUGAUUCAUGGUGAAUAUAUUUGAUGAGCUAAAUCCUUGCAAGAGUCCCAUUUUAUGUUAUAAUGCCUGCACAUCAUCUCAAAGGCGACAACAAUAUGUUCAGCUGUUACACUUAUUCAACAGAAUAUAGAAGAUUGAAGAGCUCUGAUUAAGAGUACAAGACGCGGAGACGGACAUAUAGAAUAUGUUGUAUUUGCUCCUUGAAUGUCAGAAGAGUGCUUAACUACUUGGAAGUUCUUCCAUUACUUCACCGUUCUCCGUUCUUAAAAUCUCUAAUUUUCCAAACAUGAAAUCUUUGGACAAGAAGGGGCUUCAACUGCUGACAUCUCUGGAAGAAUAAUGGAUCUAUCACUGCCCUGUUCUCUAGUACAUGCCAGAAGAGGGGCUACUUGCCUUUGUUUCUAUUCUAUUGAUCAGCAAAUGUCCUUUGUUAAAGAAACAGUGUCAUAGAAAAAAAGGAAGAGAAUGGUGCAAGACUGCUCAUGUCCAUCUAAUAAUGAUUGAUGACAAAUUGAUUGGAUAUUUGAAUGAGCUAAAAUUAUAGUUGGAAUCCCCACUUAGAAUGUAGGAGAUGGAAGAGCUUGGUUAUGAAUACACAAAGUCGAGACUUGCAUAUACACGUGUGGAUUUUCUCUGUUUUAUUCUACUAUUAAUACAUUGUUAUUUAUUUUUUGAUUCAAACAUUUCAGUUACUGAACUUGUUCUGUGGCAACCUGUUGAACUUUUUCUGUUGUGCUAAAUCAAGAUCAUGAGAAAUUUUGGAACUUUAGAUUUGCUGAAGUGUAGGCUUUGAAUUACCAAUCACUACCUUUUCUUCGAUAGCUGCUAUGUGAGAAAAGGUGCCUACUAUCCAGCUUGCACUGCGCCAACUGUUGCAGGUUCUGAUGCAACACUGUUAACAGAUUAUCUGUUCGUUAAACAAUGCAGAAAUGGAAAUCUUAUACCGUUUGUCAUCUAGGGAUCCUUUGAAGUUCUCCAAGAGGUGGAAGCUUACGCUAUAUUAGAAUCAUCCUUAAUUCUUACACAUUCGCCAUCUAUUCUCAGCCUUGUUGACGUGGUAUGAAUUUCACCCUCAUUCAAGGAGGUGGGCCCCGCUGGAUUUGUAAGUCCUUGUGUGGGUUUUGGUCUGAUUUCUAGCAAGAGAGAAAAAUAAAAGGGUGCUAAAGUGAGAAAAUAGAAAAAUAGGGACCAAUCUUCAUUUGUUUUCAGCAAAAGAAGAGUUUGUAUUUCUGUCUUUUAGAGAAUAAUCUUUAUUGUUUGAUAGUGAGAUUUGGGUGUAUUGGGGCUUUGGGUUUUGAGUAGUUUUCUCUUUAUUAUUUUGUACUCUGUCUUUUAAUAGUGAAUUUUUUUCGGGUCGUUUCCUCCA
Messenger RNA from Alnus glutinosa, 5699 nucleotides. RefSeq names its product putative disease resistance RPP13-like protein 1. The transcript is spliced from 9 exons. Gene Ontology annotation, molecular function: ADP binding; protein binding. Lineage: Eukaryota; Viridiplantae; Streptophyta; Magnoliopsida; Fagales; Betulaceae. Gene Ontology annotation, biological process: defense response to other organism. Bases 129 to 3281 code for a protein of 1050 amino acids. The record is from RefSeq and is a predicted model, not a curated record.